Podospora anserina S mat+ is the source of this 1029-nucleotide messenger RNA. RefSeq lists its product as uncharacterized. Lineage: Eukaryota; Fungi; Ascomycota; Sordariomycetes; Sordariales; Podosporaceae. The transcript has 2 exons. The coding region runs from base 1 to 1029 and encodes 342 amino acids. The record is from RefSeq and is a predicted model, not a curated record.
AUGGUCUCCGCCACCGCUCUCCUCCUGGGCGCAAGCCUCUCCUUCGUUUCUGCCCACCCCGGCAAUCUCUCUCCCCGUCUCACGGUCCCUGGCCGUUGGGAGUCCCUUGGUGGAACUUUUGCCCCCUAUGCUCCCUCUGUCGUCGCCUGGGGACCCAACCGUCUCGACCUCUUUGGCGUCGGGCUCGACAGCGCCAUGUGGCACCGUUGGUGGGACGGCCGCUCGUGGAAUAACUGGGAGUUCCUUGGUGGACAGCUCACCUCUUCACCUAUCCCCGCUGCGUGGGGUCCCAACAGGCUCGAUCUCUUCUCUGUUGGGGUCAACAGUUCACUCAUCCACAAGUGGUGGGAUGGCCGCAGCUGGGGUGGCUUCGAGGAUCUUGGAGGCCAGAUCGAGGGUGACCCGUCCGUCGUGGCCUGGGGUCCCAACCGUCUGGAUGUGUUUGCCAAAGGCAAGGAUUCGGCCAUCUGGCAUAGAUGGUGGAACAGGCGCGCAUGGGGAGGCUGGGAGUCGAUGGGCGGUCGCAUGAAGGGUCCCACCUCGACGACUGCUUGGUCUGCCAACCGUCUUGACCUGUUUGCCGUCUCGGCUCAGGACUCUUCUCUCCAGCAUAAGUGGUGGGAUGGGAGCAGAUGGAACAGCGGAUGGGAGAAUCUCGGCGGGACUCUGCAUUCCGACCCUGUGGCGGUGUCUUGGGGGCCGAAUAGGAUCGAUGUCUUUGCUGUUGGUGCGAAGAGGGACUUGAUUCACAAGUGGUGGGAUGGGCGGAGAUGGGCAGGCUGGGAGAGCUUGGGUGGUGUGUUGGAGUUUACGCCUGUUGUGGUUUCGGACCAGGCCAACAGGCUGGAUGUCUAUGUCAUUGGAACUGACAGCGCGUUGUGGCAUAGAUACUGGGACGGCACCGCUUGGAGACCGUGGAGAAGCCUUGGUGGGACUCUAGUCAGCAAGCCGGCUGUUGCUUCCUGGGGGCCUGAUCGCGUUGAUGCGUUUGCUUUCGGCACUGAUUAUGCUAUUUGGCACAACUGGUGA